AUGAGUUCUCUUCGUGGUAGCGGUGGGAUUGGUGGCGGCGGUGGUGGCAGCAGUGAGAGUGGUGGCAGCAGCCGUAGUGGCAGUCGCGGUGGAGCUGUUCGGUGCGGAGUUUCUGGCGGUGGCCAGGUGCAGCUGCAGCGGCGUCCGCACGAGACCCUUACGCCCCAGCGGCUUCGUGAGUGUUCUUGCACGUUCCUCCACUGUUCUCCCAUGUCCGGCGGUUCCGCCCGGUUCACUGUCAGGUUUCCACCUCCCCUCGUUCUCGACGAACUUGCCUGCAUCAGUGGACAGGGCCGUGAGCGGUACUUUUUGCUGGUUGUUGACGACUACUCGCAUUACACCACGGUCUUCCCCUUGCGCACCAAGGGUGAGGUCCCUGAUGUCUUGAUCCCCUGGAUCGGUGCUGUCCGUCUUCAGCUCCGCGAGCGGUUCCACCAGGACCUUCCUGUCCUGCGUCUGCACUCUGACAGAAGUAGUGACUUCUCCUCCCACCUCCUGCGGGACUUUUGUCGUGGGGAGGGCAUCCUCCAGUCGUUCACGCUUCCGGCCUCCCCGCAGCAGAAUGGGAUUGCUGAGCGCCGCAUUGGCUUAGUCAUGGAGGGUAGGUUGGCGAUGCGUCGCGAUUCCGGGUCUGGGGCUCACGUGCCUUUGUCCGCGAUAGCUCCUCGGACAAGCUCUCCUCUCGUGCCAUUCCCUGCGUCUUCCUUGGCUUUCCCCCUGACGGGCCUGGCUGGCACUUCGCGCCGUGUCUUCCCCUCUCAGGACGUCACGUUUGACGAGUCGGUUCCCUUUUACCGUCUCUUCCCCUACCGCACUGCCCCUUCCCCCCCCCCCCGCCGCUCUUCCUCGCUCCAGCCUUUCGUGGUCACUGGUGACUCAGGUGCUGCUGGGGGUGGUCCUGCUCGGGGUGCUGCGUCUGGGGGUGCUGAGCCUGAGCGUGUGGAGCCUGGGGGUGCUGAGCCUGCGGGUGCGGAGCCUGGGGGUGCUGAGCCUAGGGGUGCUGCGUCUGGGGGUGCUGAGCUUGCUGGUGUUGAGUCUGGGAGUCCUGUGCCUGGUAGUGCUGCGUCUGCUGGAGGUCCUCUGAGUGCCUCGCCGCAGCGGUCUGGCCAGCAGGAGCCCCUCUCACCACAGCAGCUGCGCGAGUGGUUUGCUCAGCGCACACGCCUUCGGAGUCGCGCCGCUGGUGACUCAGGUGCUGCUGGGGGUGGUGCUGCUCGGGGUACUGCGUCUGGGGGUGCUGAGCCUGCGGGUGCGGAGCCUGGGGGUGUCGAGCCUGAGCGUGCGGAGCCUCGGAAUGAUGAGCCUGUGCGUACGGAGACUGAGCGUGCUGAGCCUGGGGGUGCUGAGCCUGGGGGUGCUGCUUCUGGGAGUGCUGAGCCUAGUGAUUCUGCGUCUGCUGGUGGUCUUCCGGGAGUCGGGCUGCUGGAGCUGGAGGCGCUAGUACUGGAGGCGCUGGAGCUGGAGGCGGUGGAGCUGGAGGCGCCAGAGGUGGAGGCGCUGGAGCUGGAGGUGCUAGAGCUGGAGGUGCUACCACUGGAGGCGCUGGAGCUGGAGGUGCUGGAGCUGGAGGCGCUGGAGCUGGAGGCACUAGAGCUGGAGGUGCUGGAGCUGGAGGUGCUGACACUGGAGGUGCUUGAGAUGGAGGCGCUGGAGCUGGAGGCACUGGAGCUGGAGGCGCUGGAGCUGGAGGCACUGGAGCUGGAGGUGCUGGAGCUGGAGGUGCUGGAGCUGGAGGCGCUAGAGCUGGAGGCACUGGAGCUGGAGGCGCUGGAGCUGGAGGCGCUGGCGCUGGAGGCACUGGUGCUGGAGGUUCUUAGUCUUCCUUCGUCCACUGCCCUUCCUCAUGGCUCGCCGCUGCCUGCCCCGUCUCGUUACACUCAGCAGCCGGUCUCCCUUACAAAGCGUCGUGAGCCUGCAACUCACCCUGUCUCCCCUGUUCGCGCUGUUCGCACCGCUCGUCGUGUCCCGUGUCCGCGUCCUCCUCCUGUGCCAGGCACUCACACUAUGGCACUUCGUCCCUCCUCUGCUCCACAGCGCGUCCCGCUGCCGUCUCCUCCUGCGUCCUCUCUUCCUGAGCUUCCUGACCCUGAGUCUGAUCGUGUUCGUGCUGCUAGCCCCACUUUCACGCGUCUUCUGGCUACUGUCGUCACUGACCCGUCGUUUGAGUCUACUGCUGCGUCUGCCUUAGUUGCUAAGCUUGUGGACUUUGCUGCUGCGUGUCGUCUAGACUACGCUGCUAGUCUGGUUGCUGAGUCUGAGUCUGUCUGUCCUCCGUCCGUCGGGGUUGAGUGUGCUCUUGGCACAGACGUCCUUGAGGACAGGCAGGAGGACUUUGAGUCUCUUGCGGCUGCUGUACCUCAUCUCGUGGCCUGGCUGCUUGCACCUGAGGGAGACCCGGAUGCACUGGACAUCCCGACCCCGCGCUCUUACGUAGAGGCGAUCUCGGGUCCCUACUCCUCUCAGUGGCAGACAGCCAUGGACGCAGAGAUGGCAUCCUGGAAGUCCACAGGCACCUACGUCGAUGAGGGAGUUGACUUCUUCCAGACCUUCUCCCCCACCCCGAAGAUGACUACUCUUCGGGUGCUGCUGCACGUUGCCGCUCAGCGUGACUACGAGCUUCACUCUCUGGACUUCAGCACAGCCUUCUUACAGGGUAGCCUGCACGAGGAGAUCUGGCUGCGCCGCCCACCUGGCUUCACUGGGACGUUCCCUCCUGGUACCCAGUGGAGCCUCUGGCGGCCAGUCUAUGGUCACUGUCAGGCGCCUCAUGAGUGGCACGACACACUGAGGACAACACUUGCGGCUCUUGGGUUUGCUCCUUCCACUGCUGACCCGUCACUGUUUCUUCGCCGUCGCCGUUCUACAUCCUCGUGCAUGGGGCUCGUGCUUGGAGGACGGGGUGACGUUGUCCUCAUUGGACACUCAGACGCGUCUUGGGUUGACGACUUGGCUACGCAGCGGUCGUCACAGGGUUACACCUUUAGCCUUGGUUCCGAUUCUGUCUCUUGGUGGGCUACCCGUUCUUCUUCUGUUCUCAACUCCAGUUGUGAGGCUGAGAUCUACGCUGCAGCCAUGGCUGCACAGGAGUUACGCUGGCUCACCUACCUGCUGACUGACUUGGGAGAGCGGCCUUGUUCUCCUCCAGUUCUGUACGUCGACAACAAGGCUGCCCUCGCCUUAUGUGAGGAGCACAGACUGGAGCACAGAACGAAGCACAUCGCUCUGCGUUACUUCCUUGCUCGAGAGGUGCAGCAGCGGGGCCAGCUUCCUCUUUCUUACGUGGACACGCUGGCCAACACAGCUGAUGUCUUCACCAAGGCACUUCCGCCUAGUGAUCAUCAGCGUCACUGCACUGCUUUAGGCCUCGUGCCUACGUUCUCUCACUUGCUCACUGCUUGA
This is a messenger RNA of Closterium sp. Yama58-4, 3399 nucleotides long. The record is from the annotation of a GenBank genome assembly. Lineage: Eukaryota; Viridiplantae; Streptophyta; Zygnematophyceae; Desmidiales; Closteriaceae.